Chelonoidis abingdonii (Abingdon island giant tortoise) is the source of this 2858-nucleotide messenger RNA. RefSeq names its product family with sequence similarity 78 member A (gene FAM78A). Lineage: Eukaryota; Metazoa; Chordata; Testudines; Testudinidae. The record is from RefSeq and is a predicted model, not a curated record.
CAAUUGGACUGGGGCGGAGGGAGAAACGCUGUCAUGCACAGAGCUCCCUCCCUGGAAAGCCUACAAGAACAGCUGGGCUGCAUGAGAGUGCCACGGGCAUGAAAAUGCUGGGAAUGAGUUACUUGCAAAGUUUGACCUGGUUGCCUUUCUGAUGCUGCAGCAGAAACUGAAGCAGGGUUUUGUUCCCCCACCGUCCAAGGGACUGAUCCACGGGAGAGGCUGAAAUAUAAUGCAGACACUGCCCCCUGAUUGAUUGCUUGCAAAAAGAGGAAGCUUGCAACAGCGAGCGGGGUCGCUCCUGCUUUGCUCACCUUUCUAGACAUAAAGCAAAAAACCCACCCUAGAGAGAGACAGACACACACACACACACAGCUAUCUGGCUGGAAAAGCCUAGCAAACGGAUGCACGAAGAAGCUGCUGUCCUGACACCAAGAAGCCCCCAGCAGCUGCAGCUCCGAAGCGAUCUGAGACUGUGAAUGACAUUUGUCCAAAGGGGGCGGGAGGGGAGGCGCAUUUGUGAAAAUGCAAAGUUCCCCCAAGGUGCAGGAUGCUGCGAAGCUCUGAAGACAGAAGGAUCCGGAAGCUCAGCCUGGGGAAAGGGCUGUUUCUCUCUGUUCACACACAUGCAAAGGACACUCGCCCCAUGCCUGCAGCUGAGUCCCUGGGGGGUGACGGCGAGGCUGGUGCCCGGAGACGAGGGAGGCUGCUGAGCCAGUGCUGCCGAGACAUCUGAGGACACAGGCGGCGUGACAUGCGAUCCACUGCAGCAUCAAACUAAGAGCCCAGCGCUGGGAAAGGAGGAGGAGGGGUGGGGAGAAGCUGCGAAGCCACCGCCGGGCUUGUAUCCUGCCGGCUUCGCAUCCUUCCCAAGCCCAGGUGGCGGGUGAGUGGAGAUGUCACGGGAGGCGAUUGUUUGCUGCAGGCUGGGUCAGCGUGACGGAUCGUGACCUAGGGGGAGCGCAGCUCUACCCAAAGCAGCCAGGAAGCAGCAGCAGCAGCCACCAGUAACAGCUGAGAAACUUUGACAAAACUUCUGCAGAUCCCACAGCCAGGUGCAGAGCGGCGAGGGAAGUUAUGAACAACUGCAAGUCCGGAAGUGAAAAUCUACAGGGGCUGUGAGAAGAAGUAUUUUUAUUAUUUAUAUAGAUGUGUCUAUCUGCAUUCUGCAUUUUCAUCCAAAGAAUAGAAGGGAAAUGCCAGCUUUGCUGAUGUUUCAUGGUGAACAGAUGGCAUUCAAAAAGAGGAAGGACUAAAUAUUCUCAUCUUUAAAAAAAGGAGAUGAUUAUUUAUUGAACUCAAGACUUUUUUUAAAUCCAAAGAAUAUAUGAAUGAAAGAUUUCAUCUGUCAUUAUCUGGAGAAUAAGAAAAGGCCCCUUUGCUUCUAAAGAGUGCAGCUAAAUCCAUAAAAGCAGCAGUGAUAAUACUGAAUUUCAAAUAGAGACUUUAUGAUGAAUUUUCUAUCCUAUGGAUAUCAUUUUUGAAAUUACAAACCAGGAAGAUCUAUAUUUGAUCUAACACCAUAUCAUUUCAAUGCCUAAUCUUCCCCAGGAUUGCUGGAGUGUCCUAGGAAUUGCACUGGUGUUGUAUGCCAUGGGCUGUAUUCAGAGUAUUAGCUGCAAAUCCAAAGUUUUCCGGGAAAGUAUUUCAGUGAUUGAAGUGAAAGCCUCCAUCGAUCCUGUUCCCACCAGCAUCGACGAGUCAUCCAGCGUGGUUCUGCGAUACCGGACCCCUCACUUUCGAGCCUCGGCCCAGGUCUUGGUACCGCCUAUCGCCAAGAAAGAGACCUGGAUCGUGGGUUGGAUUCAAGCAUGUAGCCAUAUGGAGUUUUACAACCACUAUGGGGAGCAGGGAAUGUCGAGUUGGGAACUCCCAGAUCUGCAAGAUGGCAAGAUCCAGGCCAUAAGCGACUCGGACGGCGUGAACUACCCCUGGUAUGGCAACACCACAGAAACCUGCAUGAUCGUGGGGCCCACCAGGAAGGAAUCCAAGUUCAACAUCAGUAUGAAUGAUAACUUCUACCCAAGCGUCACAUGGGCGGUGCCUGUGAGCGAGAGCAACAUGGCAAAACUCACGAGCAUCCACCGGGAUCAAAGCUUCACCACCUGGUUGGUUGCCACCAACACGGCCACCAGCGAGAUGGUGACCCUGCAGACUAUCAAGUGGCGUAUGAGGCUGGGCAUAGACGUGAAUCCCAGCAGACCCUUGGGGCAGCGUGCCACACUGCGGCAACCCUUUGCUCAAGAGCAGCCCCAGGUCCUUAGCAAGAAUGAGCCAAUACCACCCAGUGCCCUUGUGAAACCCAAUGCCAAUGAUGCUCAGGUACUCAUGUGGAGGCCAAAGGACGGGCCACCACUAGUGGUGAUCCCUUCAAAAUAUCGGUAAUAGCAACCUGGUGUCCCGGCACCAGAAGGGAAGAAAAUAACCCUGCACUUAGAUACUUUUAGAAUCUAAGCAAAAUUGAGAUGCACUUUUUAUUCAUUCAACAGAAAUGCAACCAUUCUACCUUCUCCCAUUGGGACGGAUCUCACUGUGCUGAAGCUAAAGAGGAGACCUUGGCCACGGUCUGUCUCGUCACCUGAUUCCUAAGGAGGAAUCCACGAACUAACUUUAUUUCUAGCCCUGUAACUUCCUUUUCUUCCUGACUUUAGUUAUUGUUUGAACUUCAGUCUCAUUAGCUCACCCAGAUUGUCCAGAACAAAAUAAGAUUUUUAUCGGGCAUUUUAUUAUGUUUGGUGGGAGGGAAGGGAUUUUUUUUUUCUCCCCAGAAUGAAACUCAAGUUCCUGGAGCUAAACGCUGACUAUUUAUUAUUAUGGGGUUUUUUUUUUAAAUGAUAAAAGGUUCUGAGUUGCAAACCUAA